AUGUCCGACAACGACUCGAUAUCAGUCCGCAUCUCGGAGGAUUGCCCUCCCGGGAUCCAGCGCAUGCUUACAGCAGCUUGGGCCCAUGAUGUCAAGACAGUCAACCAGCUGAUUGACACGCCCGAAGUCGCCAGAGGCCAGGACCCCAAGACCGGCGAGUCUCCCCUGCACGCUGCCAUCCGCUCAUGCGGUCCUCCUUCUGAAGAUGACACUCCCGAGGACCUUGAAGCAGCCAAGGCUACCGUCUCUGAGCUGCUCAUGUGGGGUGCCAUCUGGAAUGACGUUGACAACAACAACGAGACUCCCGGCUGUGUUGCUGCUCGUCUGAACAGGCCUGAGCUGUAUGAGCUCUGCGUCAACGCUGGUGUGAGGGCCGAGAUGUUAUUUGGUCUGAUGGAUGGGUAUGAGGCUUUGGAUAGCGAUGAUGAGGAUGAGGAGAUGGCCGAGGGUGACGAGGUCCAGGCUGAAGACGGCGAGGAAGCUCCUGAGCUCGUCGCUGCGGAAGAGGCCGAGGUUGCGCAAAAGGAAGAGGCGAAUGCUGAGGAAGAGAAGCCUGCUAUCUUCCAACCACCUGCGGUCAAUCUCGAAGAGCAAGUCACCAGCGACAAGUACCUCCGGUCCACUGUUGCCUACACCGACGGCAAGCUGGUCGACGACGCCGGAAACGGUGUCAUGAUGGCCUGGGAAACCGAUAUCAUGCGUCGCAGCGUUGACGCCCUUCUCCCUAAUAAGGAGCCCGGCAAGAGGAUCCUCAACAUCGGCUUCGGCAUGGGUAUCAUUGACGGCAUGUUCGCCGAGACCAAGCCUGCCGUCCAUCACAUCAUCGAGGCCCAUCCCGAAGUUCUCGAGUACAUCUCCACCCCGGAAUCCAAGUUCGAUUCCACCUGGGAAGAGAGCGGACCUGUUCCUGGUGCCUACAGAGUCUGGGAGGGCAAGUGGCAGCAGAUUGGCCUCCAGCUGCUGGAGGAGGGCCAUGUCUACGAUGCCAUCUACUUUGACACCUUCGGCGAGGACUACGGUCAGCUGCGCAUGUUUUUCACCGAGUACAUCCCUGGUCUGCUUGACUCCAACGGCGUCUUUGGCUUCUUCAAUGGUCUCGGAGCUGAUCGUCAGAUUUGCUACGAUGUUUACACCAAGGUCGCUGAGAUGCACCUUGCUGAUGCCGGCCUGGACGUGGAGUGGAAGGAGAUUUCUGUCGACAUGAAAGAACUGGCUGAGGCCGACAAGGACGGAUGGGAGGGUGUCAAGAGGAGGUACUGGACUCUUGAUACAUACCGCUUGCCCGUGUGCACAUUCCUCGGAUAA
Molecule: messenger RNA, 1305 nt
Organism: Sordaria macrospora k-hell
Lineage: Eukaryota; Fungi; Ascomycota; Sordariomycetes; Sordariales; Sordariaceae
Biological process (GO): peptidyl-arginine methylation
Cellular component (GO): cytoplasm; nucleus
Molecular function (GO): protein arginine N5-methyltransferase activity
Source: RefSeq, a predicted model, not a curated record